Messenger RNA from Clonostachys solani, 891 nucleotides. Lineage: Eukaryota; Fungi; Ascomycota; Sordariomycetes; Hypocreales; Bionectriaceae. The record is from the annotation of a GenBank genome assembly.
AUGGACACUUCGAUCUCUUCAGUGUUCCCUGAGGGAAGUUGGGAUUCUCACAUCCAUAUAAUUGAUACGGAUCGGUUUGAAUCCUUGAACGGCUUAGCAGGCCCCCCAAUCGCCGGCUCUGUCUGGGAGAACGCCAUAUUUGAGAACUCGAUCAAAGUCCAGAAAGUUACUAUUGUCCAACCGACAAGAUAUGGGAAUGAUAACAUGGCGGCUCUCCAGGCUCUGGCUGCAUAUGGACCCCGGAGAGCACGGGCGGUAGUACAAUUUGACCCCGAGACAGUCACCGACACCGAGCUGAAGCUGUGGCAUGACCUUGGUGUCAGGGGCGUGCGAAUCAACCUUGCCAACCCAAAAAACCCUUUGGCUGGGACAAAGCCUGAAGACAUGCCCAAGUUGGUCCAAAAGUAUGCAGAAUUAGUAAAGCCUUUUGGUUGGGUACUGCAAUUUUACAUCAGGAUGGAGGACAUUGUCAAACUGGAGAACACGCUACUCGCAAUACCUUUGAGGGUAGUCAUCGACCACAUUGGGAACCCUAAGCUGCCGGAGCCUGUAGAUGGCAGUUCCGAAGCAAUCGACCCUUAUUUUAUCAAGGGAUUCAGCAGUCUGAUCAACCUGCUCAAGAGCGGACACGUGUGGGUGAAGAUAUCGGCAGCAUAUCGGUUCUCAAAGCUACAGGACCCGGAAUUCAAAGACGUGGAUCCUUUGAUCAAGGAGAUUCUCAGAGUCGAUAGCACCAAGGCGGUAUUUGGAACUGACUGGCCCCACACGCAACACGAAGGCCUUGAUAUUAGGCCCUGGGUUAGACACUUGGCGGAGUUAACCAGCGCGGACAAGACAGUUCAGCGGAGGGUUUUCCGAGACAAUGCUUCUGACUUAUGGGAUAAUCUGUAA